GUCUGCAUUGAAAGAAAAAGAGAGAGAUGAUUAGCAAAACAGAGGAGAGCCAACUGAAUAGGCUUGAAAACCAGGUUGACAAUGGAGGAGGUGGUGCUUGGGAGUAUCUUUGCCUUGUCAGGAAGCUCAAAGUUAGGCGUUCAGAGAAAGUCUUGAAGCAUGGCUUAUCAAUCUUAAAUGACGCCAAACAAAGAUCUGCUCUUGGCCCUGAAGAAUGGACUCUAUAUGAGCAGCUAGCACUUGCUGCUAUGGAUUGCCAUUGUCCAGAUGUUGCAAAGGAUUGCAUAAAGGUUUUACAGAAGAAAUUUCCAGAGAGCAAAAGGGUUGGCAGGCUGGAGGGCAUGUUGCUUGAAGCUAAGGGAUCCUGGGCUGAGGCAGAAAAAGCUUACUCAAGCCUUUUAGAGGACAAUCCUCUUGAUCAAGUAAUACAUAAGAGGAGAGUAGCCAUGGCAAAGGCUCAGGGAAAUGUCUCAGGAGCUAUUGAGUGGCUUAAUAAAUAUCUUGAAAUAUUUAUGGCGGAUCAUGAUGCUUGGAGAGAACUUGCGGAGAUAUAUGUCUCCCUACAAAUGUACAAGCAAGCGGCAUUCUGCUAUGAGGAGCUUAUUUUAUCUCAACCUACAGUUCCAUUAUUUCAUUUGGCCUAUGCUGAUGUGCUUUACACACUCAGUGGACUAGAAAACCUUCAGACUGCCAAGAAAUAUUAUGCGUCCACUAUAGACUUGACUGGGGGUAGGAACACCAGAGCACUUCUUGGAAUUUGCUUGUGUACCUCUGCCAUAGCACAGCUUUCAAAAGGAAGAAACAAGGAAGACAAGGAGAGUCCAGAGCUCCAAUCUUUGGCAGCAACAGCCUUGGAGAAAGACUACAAGCAGAGAGCUUCUGACAAACUCAGCCUGCUUACUUCUGCUUUAAGAAGUUUGAAAAUUUAGGUAACACCAAUGGCAUUGAUCGAAGGCUUUCAUUAUUACCCAUACUGUAAAAUUGUAAAGUGUUUGAAGGUAAUUUUCAGAAAUGUUUCGGUCUUUAACGCAUUGGUGUUCAUGCGAUUUCCCCUUCUCUUUUUUCCAUUCUAGUCCUCUAUGUGGGGUCUUGAUGUAUCAUUCAGGAUCCUGCCAUAAAAACCAGAAAUUUUAUGAGAUAAAUUUUCCUUCCUCCAGCAUAAUAUUGGGUAAUCAUAUUAUCUGCUUGCAGUUUCCUUUUCUCCAUUUCGUUUUGGUACAUAACCCUAUCUCUUUCUGUUUAGCUUUUGUUCAUUUCUGAAUCUAAUUGAGGUAAGAGACCUGAAUGAUAAGAUUAGCAAAGUAGAGUUUGAAGCAAUGAUACAAUUAAACAAAGGUGUGAAGAGCUUGAACUUUCAGGAGAAGGGAUUGGAGUUGAUGAGAAGAUCAUGGACAAGUCAAAAAGAGAUUGAUAGGAUACAUGGUUUUUUGGAAGAACUUGAGCAGGCUAAGCUAGGGUUUGAGGAAGGGUUGAGAAAACUUAACUUGCAAGAAAAGAAACUUUUCUUGAUGGCUCAAGAAAGGUCUGAACAUGAAGCAAAACUCAAAAAAAUGAGAGGGAAUUUCAGGCAAAAGAGAAACAUUUUAAAGAACUUAUCAAGGGGCAUGGAUUCAGUGAAGAGUUUGAAGAAAUGGGUUCAUCAUAAGCUAGGGAUAAACGUUCUUCAACAGCUUUAGAUGAACCUGAAACACCCUGCACUAGAUCAAAAUCCAGAAUAAUGCAGGAUUGUAGUUUAAUCCAAAGCCUGAUUGAAAAGCUUAGUGCUUUAGAAUUCAGCAUGGCUGACAAGUUCUAACUACCACCUCUUCUCCAGGAUCACUCGAGGUAUGUAAAGAAAACCGCCAGGGAAUGCAAACAAAAGGAUGACUCUGUUCCAACUCAAAUUGUGGCUAUAAUAAAAGAGAUCGCCGCCCUGAAAGCAUGGAUCAAAUGUAUUCAACCUCGCAAGCUUGAAGCCGAUUUCCCUUUACCAAGAAAAUUAUAAGAAAACAGGACAAGAAGAAAGUUGAAUUGGAGAAGUUUGGACCAAGUACAAGGUCCAAGUCUAAAAUCUUGAAUCAGCCAAGUGAGGAAAACACUGAUGCCAUCUCCACUACAAGAGUGACUCGGCCCCAGAAUCAGGGAUGUAGAAAUGAGCGUGCCCGGAUCGCUUAGUGGCUUAGAUGCAAUAAAAUGUGUAGGGUUUGCUAUUUUGUGUGGAAUUUCAUGAAAAUCAUGUAAAACAUAUUUUUUAUUUUUGCCGUAUCCAUAUAAAUUAUUUUUCAUAUCUUUUUUCGUAUUGUAUUUAAAUUUCCCAAGUCUAAUUGCAAUGGACUUAUCCAAAUUGACCUAAAUUUUCAUUUCAUUCAAUG
Messenger RNA from Durio zibethinus, 2351 nucleotides. Lineage: Eukaryota; Viridiplantae; Streptophyta; Magnoliopsida; Malvales; Malvaceae. The record is from RefSeq and is a predicted model, not a curated record.